Messenger RNA from Nicotiana tabacum (common tobacco), 808 nucleotides. The record is from RefSeq and is a predicted model, not a curated record. Lineage: Eukaryota; Viridiplantae; Streptophyta; Magnoliopsida; Solanales; Solanaceae.
AAAGUUUAUUACACUGGCAAGCUAAAGGAGAAUGGACAGAUUUUUUACUCAAAUAUUGGAAAAUCUCCAUAUAAGUUUCGGCUAGGCGACAAAGACAUCAUAGAGGGAUGGAACCUUGGUCUUGACGGCAUGCGUGUGGGUGAUAAAAGAAGGCUCACAGUCCCGCCAUCAAUGGGCUACGGUAAUCAGGGAGCUGAGGAGAAUAUCCCACCAAACUCGUGGUUGGUGUAUGAUAUUGAAUUGAUUGGAGUCCGUCGAUAACUCCAGCUUAGUAUUAUUCAUUCGUGGAUGAAAGAUCACCUAUAGGGAACUUAUCGUUUCUUGAAAUUUUGUCACGUGAACUCUCUGUGGAAGUUGGUGCUGAGGCAGGUUCUAGACAAAGAAUUAGCGACAGAAAUUACAACCACUUUCUUCAUUACCAGGACCGACUUGUUGAGGAAAAGCUACUACUCAAAGGCAAAACUUUCCAUGCAUUUGGGUAGUAAUAUUUUUGAACGUGUGAGCGACAAGAAAAAUGGGACAAGCCAGCCUCUCCACCUUCUUUGCAGGUGGCGAUUUUUGCAUACCUGGUUGUGUUCUUGAUUCUGUAAUGGAAAUUAUCUGAUGAUAUGUAAUUUGGGUUGUUUUUAGUGAGCUUUCUUAGCUGAAAGAAUCAUUUCAAUUUUAGAGAUAGUGUCGUUAGAAGUAUACGAAAUUUGAUCUCCGUAUAAUAUUCGUGUGAUUUACAUGAAGUUUUGAUUCCGGUCUAAGAUCUUGGACAACUAAUACAGUAUAAUUUAUGUAUAACUACUUGAAUGUUUUAUUUCCA